This is a messenger RNA of Argiope bruennichi, 1468 nucleotides long. Its product is annotated as adipokinetic hormone/corazonin-related peptide receptor variant I-like. Gene Ontology annotation, biological process: G protein-coupled receptor signaling pathway. Gene Ontology annotation, cellular component: membrane. The coding region runs from base 1 to 1368 and encodes 455 amino acids. The record is from RefSeq and is a predicted model, not a curated record. Gene Ontology annotation, molecular function: vasopressin receptor activity; peptide binding. The transcript has 3 exons. Lineage: Eukaryota; Metazoa; Arthropoda; Arachnida; Araneae; Araneidae.
AUGGGUGGGGUUGGCAUGGAGAUUGGACUUUUGGACGAAUCGUAUAUCGAUGAGUAUUUUAUAAAUGGUAGCUACAAUGAUUCCUACAAUGGUUCUCUGCUAUUUCCUGAUCUACCUUACUAUUUAACUUUCAAUGAAGAUUCCGUCAGAGAGGUUGUCCUGUACAGUCUCAUGUUCGUCCUUGCCGCAGCAGGUAAUAUUCCUGUUUUUGUGACUUUACUUCGAAAUCGGCACAGAAAAUCGAGAGUCAACUUGAUGAUUCUUCAUCUGGCUAUAGCAGAUCUCAUCGUGACUUUCGUCAUGAUUCCCUUAGAAAUAGCUUGGCGAAUCACUGUCCAGUGGGUUGCUGGCAACGCUGCUUGCAAAAUCCUCCUGUACAUGAGAGCUUUUGGGCCAUAUCUUUCCUCCACUGUUCUCGUCUGCAUCAGCCUGGACAGAUACUUCGCAAUCUUGUACCCUCUCAAGGUCAACGAUGCUCAAAGGAGAGGUAAAAUCAUGCUUGGACUUGCAUGGGCCAUCAGCAUACUUUGCAGUAUUCCUCAAAGUGUCAUCUUCCAUGUAGAGACUCACCCCGAAUACCCACAAUUCAUUCAAUGCGUGAGCUUCAACUUCUUCCCAACCGUCUACCACAAGAUGGCGUACAACAUUUUUUGCCUACUCGCUGUCUAUGGCGUUCCGCUCUCCGUCAUCAUCUUUUGCUACUCCCGUAUUCUGUGGGAAAUUUCACGACGAUCCAGGGAUACGGAUGUUUCAUUCCUUUUAGCUGACCUGACACAACAGCCUCAGUACAGACGACGUCUGUGCCUCCGAAGAUCAGAUAUAGCCCAGAUGGAGAGAGCUCGUGCCAGGACUCUCCGCAUGACCAUCAUCAUCGUGCUGACAUUCUUCUGGUGCUGGACCCCUUAUGUAGUCAUGGUCCUCUGGUACCUCUUCGAUCCUGAGUCAGCUGACAAAGUCGAUUCGAGAGUACAGUCUUCGUUAUUCAUGUUUGCAGUAUCCAAUUCCUGCGUGAAUCCCCUAGUCUAUGGAAGCUAUGUCUUAAAUUUUAAAGAUGUUUUUGCCAAAUGCUGCUGCAAAAGACCAACUGGAAUCAAUGCUUCUAUGAGCCACACUCAGAUUACCACCCCUGCCAAAAAGGUGCAUUUUGAAGGUAUUCAGCGAGAUGUUUCUAUUCACUUGAAUAUGAAUGGAACAGGCACCUACCCUGUGCUCAUAGAUGACGUAGAUAUUAAAGAUCAGUCGUUCCCGAAGUUUGACAUCAGGCCGUUUCGCUACAGCAGUAGUUUAAACAAGCUGUAUUCAAAAGAGUAUUACGGAACAAAUUCGUCUCAGAAAGUGGAAGUAAUAAUCCACAGCUUGGAUCAUUGAGUCAUUCAAAAGCAUGGACACAGAAUCAUAGUGCAACAUAUCCUUGUCUCAUUUUCCCAGACAUUUACUUAAAAUCAGAAAAAAUAUUCAAAUCUAAAAU